CCGGGUCUGGCCGUCCUUCUGCGUCAGGAUGAAGAAGAUGGCGGCGGCCGUGGCUUCGUUCGCCACGCUGGCGACAGAACCUGGAGAGGACGCCUUCCGGAAGCUUUUCCGCUUCUACCGGCAGAGCCGGCGGGGGACGGCAGACCUGGGAGCGGUCAUCGACUUCUCGACGGCGCAUGAGGCCCCUGGUCGGCCUCCCGGGCCGCUCUGCUCGCCCGUGGUCAGAUUUCAUCUGAAUGUGUCCUCAGUGACUGAGCAUGAUGCCUGUAGGGCAGGACUUCAGCCUGUGAGCAAGUGGCAGGCCUAUGGACUUGAAGGCUACCCUGGAUUUAUUUUCAUCCCAAACCCAUUCCUCCCAGGAUGCCAGUGGCACUGGAUAAAACAGUGUCUUAAGUUGUACUCCCAGAAACCUAAUGUAUGUAACCUGGACAAACACAUGACUAAAGAAGAGACCCAUAAUCUGUGGGAACAGAGCAAAGAGUUCCUAAGGUCUAAAGAAGUGAAUAAACGGAGACCCCGAAGUUUAUUAGAGAAACUGCGCUGGGUCACCCUGGGAUACCAUUAUAACUGGGACAGUAAGAAAUACUCAGCAGAUCAUUAUACACCUUUCCCUUCUGACCUGGCUUUCCUCUCAGAGCAAGUCGCUGCUGCCUGUGGAUUUCAGGAUUUCCGAGCAGAAGCAGGUAUCCUGAAUUACUACCGCCUAGACUCCACACUGGGGAUCCAUGUGGACAGAUCUGAACUAGAUCACUCCAAACCCUUGCUGUCCUUCAGCUUUGGACAGUCUGCCAUCUUUCUCCUGGGUGGCCUCCAGAGAGAUGAGGCCCCUACAGCCAUGUUUAUGCACAGUGGUGACAUCAUGGUGAUGUCAGGUUUCAGCCGCCUGUUAAAUCACGCAGUCCCUCGAGUCCUUCCACAUCCUGAUGGGGAAUGCCUACCCCACUGCCUGGAGACACCUCUCCCAGCUGUCCUCCCUAGCAAUUCACUUGUUGAGCCCUGUUCUGAGGAAGACUGGCAGGUGUGUGCUACCUAUUUGAAAACUGCCCGAGUUAAUAUGACUGUCAGACAGGUACUGGCCACAGACCAGGACUUCCCUGCAGAAACCAUGGAGGAGACAAAAAGAGACAUUACUACAGAUGGUUUGUGCCAUCUGGAUGACCAGAAUAGCCCAGUAAAACGGGUGAGGCUAAAUCCUGAUACCUAAGACUUAAAGGUUAGAUUCUUACUCUGGCAGGCUUGUGUUGCCAUGCACUCUAGCCCCAAGGCAAGCCACAAACAGGCAGGGAAGUUGUCAUCUGCCAUGCUGCUGCCUGGAUACAUCCUAGAGAGUAAACUGAUUACAGUUUGCUCAGAGAAAUGUUUGGCCAAGUCCAGUUCCAGCUAGGUACAAGCAGUAAUGUGUUUGUCAUACCUCGUAGGUAUAAUAAUGAUCCACAAGGAUUUCUCAGCCUCUGUUGUUAUCUCAGCGGGAGGAAGGAGAGAGUUCAUAUGUCUGUGGUGUAUCACUAUCUCAAGGUUUAUUAAUGGGAAAUAGUGUCUUCCUCCCAGCAAUAAGUGAUUUGUGAACCAGCAACCAGAAUUCCUAACUCCUGGUCAUCAUCAAAUUCCUUGAGCUCUUUCUUCCCUCUUUCUAUGCUCUCAGAGGAAUCUUAUGCACACAAAGACAAUGGAAUUAAAGUGUUCUCGGGAGCUGGAGUUGUCACUAGAUUGGCAGAGCAUAUGCCUACCAUACACUAAGUCCUAGGUUUAGUGUCGUGUAGCACAUACAUCAGGUGUGGUGCAGGGCUGCCCUAGCACGCCAAGGGUAGAAAAUCACAAGUUCAAGGUCAUCUUCAGCUACAUAACAAGUUCAAGAUCAACCUGAGCUAAAUGAUUCUCACAUCAUAGUGACCCCCUAAAGAAGUUAAUCAUGCCAUGGCUUUUACUUAAAGAGGCAAAUAAAUGUAAACCUAAGGAAAGGGGACACUAGUCUCUGUGUCCUUACGUUUCCAGACUCUUCCUGAUGGCUUUUUAAUUGGUUUUAAUGAACUAAGAAAGUCUCUAGAACUGUUUUCUCUGAAUAAACACUCCAUCUGAAAUUAAAAGAUCUGUAUCUGUCUUUGAGAGUGUAUCAGGGAUUCACUUUUUUCCAUAUUUGCUGUAUUGUUCAUGCUAUAGAAGCCUCUGUCUAUGUUUCCCCUAAUUAUUGUGGCUAUUAUAACAGAACAUUCCGUAACAGUUCAGUCACUGGUGCUGUAAAUUUAAUGUCAUCUCCAUGGGGGCAUUUUGAUACUAAAAGGAAGUCUGGUGCUCCUUUCUACAAACUGGGUGUGCCUGUUAGUGUGGGAGACUAGGGCUGGCUGGAAGCCAUCCAUGCCUCUGCCUGCUGUCUGCAGUGUGAUUUGCUUGAGUUCCUUCUUUCUCUGCCUUGCCCCCAUCCUCUAUCUGCACUUGAUUAUUGAGUUCAUAUGAUAACAGCAACUACAGUAUUUUUGUAAGGAGCAAAAAUUAAUACAGAUCAUUUAUGUAAGCUGGAUUUUAAAAUUAGUGCAUGAUAGGACAUCUCAGCCUUGGGAAAAUUUCCUUAAGUUUUCUUUGAUGUUCACUAAAUGUGUGACCCACCUGAAACCAACAAGUUGUCAUUUAGUAAAUCCAACAGAAAGUUUUAAGUGUUCUGUUGUUAAGCCUUUGGGAAUAAAUUAAUUGAAUUAAAAUAUUAUAUGUGAGUGCAUGGUUAAAAAGUUGAAUUGCUAUAGAACUAAAGAUCUGCACCUUGACAGAACAAGUCUGACCUCCUGGGGAACCACACCUGAAGAAAAGACCCCAGAAACAAGCCUGACACCAAGGAAAGAGUCAAUGGGAAGUACUGUUUCUAAUUAAGCACUUUUGUCGCUUAUAAGGAUGAAAUUAAAAUGCAGCACAGAUAGUAUAAUUGGUAUGGUAUCUAUCGCUGCAUGGACGUAUUGCUAGGGGAACUGGCACCAUAAUACUCAGCUGGAGGUGAUGUAAAGUGCUGCCCUCGGAUGUGUGCAUUGUGGAACAUAGUCCCAGAUUAUAUCCACUGUACCUCUAAGAUAACAUUUAGGAAAUUAUGUGACUAUUCGAAAUGUUUUCAGAGGUGUAUCCUUGGUCACUUCUGGGAGCUGAGUCUGCAAAAGGCAUCAGAGCCGCUCAGGAGGCUUUUGUUCCAGAAUGUUUAUCCAAGAGAGAAGAUUUGAAAUAGCCACAUGGCCAGCAGCAGGAGGUGGCUGAUCAGAUUAUGUUUUCCACAAAUGGUUCUGGAACUCCUGUGACUAGGCAGAGCAGCUCCCUUCCUGGAACUGAGGCUCUGCUGAUGUACUACACCCUUACACAGAAAACUACUGCUUUUUCCAGGACAGUAGGAAAAUGGGGAACUAUUUAUAUUAUUAUUUAAAUGAAAGUCUGAUCAUUAUGCAGAGCAACACUUUUUUUUUUUACAGAAUGUUACAUAUUUCUUAGUUUUUAUUUAAAUUUUACUGGUGUUUUUGCCUGUGUAUGUGUAUUCCUGGUAUCCUGUUUAUAUGUUUCUAAAAGAAAAAAAAACUGUCAAACAAAAUGUGAAUUUUUUUUGUGCUUCCCUGUACUUUUGAGACAAUCUUCUAAAAUUCUUAUUUAAAAAAUAAAAUUCUAUUCUUUUAAAAGGUA
Cricetulus griseus (Chinese hamster) is the source of this 3645-nucleotide messenger RNA. NCBI's taxonomy places the organism in Eukaryota, Metazoa, Chordata, Mammalia, Rodentia, Cricetidae. The record is from RefSeq and is a predicted model, not a curated record.